This is a messenger RNA of Cydia amplana, 6866 nucleotides long. RefSeq names its product probable Rho GTPase-activating protein CG5521. Gene Ontology annotation, biological process: positive regulation of GTPase activity; regulation of small GTPase mediated signal transduction. NCBI's taxonomy places the organism in Eukaryota, Metazoa, Arthropoda, Insecta, Lepidoptera, Tortricidae. Gene Ontology annotation, cellular component: cytoplasm; nucleus. Gene Ontology annotation, molecular function: GTPase activator activity. The record is from RefSeq and is a predicted model, not a curated record.
UAGAAAAACAAAUGUAGUGUUUACGUCAACUUGCCUGAGAUUUCGUUUCUCUUAUGUCAAAAUGGGAGUGAAAACUCUCAGGAAAACAAUGUGAAAAGCCAAAUUUCUCAUUGUCAGGAUGAAGAAAAUAUUCGUUAUGAUCGUGUAAUACAUACACCGACAUGUUUACCAAGAAAUCUCACCAAGAUGUUAAGAAAUCAACAGUCAAAAUACAGGAUUCUAAAAAGGAUUCUGCAACCCGAUUGAAACACUUAAAAAUUGUUUUAGAGCACAUCGAUGCGGAUGAAGCCAAAACGUACUUUGAAGCCAACUUCAGCCAUGUGUAUUUUAUAUUGUAUGACAACUUUAUUCAAGCAGAAAAUAACCUUCGCCAAAGAGAACUUCCGUUCCAUCUUGUUCAUAAAGCCGGAAGAGAGGAGCUAGAAGGGGCGUUGUCCCUUCUCGAGAAAGUAUUAUGCCUGCUGCCGGAGCUGAUUGGGAAGAGAUGGCAGCUGCACUCAUUGACCAGAAUCUUCUCCAAGCUCCUACAUAGUAGCAACUCACAGAAGUUGCGAGCAGAAUCGAUAAGGUAUUUCCUGCUCUGGUAUCAAGCCCUCGGUGACAAUGCUCCAGUGGAAGUUCACAAGAUGUUCGCUUCCCUGGUGCCAGGACUGCCCGAACCUUGCAUACUACCAAGCGGCUCACCACUCAAAGGGAAACCUGACCCGAACGCACCAAACGACUCCGGAGACUUCAGCAUGGAGGAUAUACUGCACCAUCCGAAUUUUAGCUCGACCACAGACAAUGCCAAAAAGGUUGUAGUGGAGCAAACUACUACAGGAUUCAUGGGGAAACUAGCGAACGUCUCAGCAUCUAUAUUCCAUGAUACGAACGCUUUAAACCCAGUCCAAAGUGUUGAGGUUCUACCGCUGCUGCCACCAAGUGCCAAUGAGAAAGCAAUUGACAAUGAAACGAAGCAUUUCUUUGAAAUAUUACUGGAAGGAAUGGCGUCGUCGGUGACCAAGAUCCAUUGGAAGGACAGGUCGCACGCGAAAUGUAUGAGGAGUUUUGCGUUUCUGCUGGAGAGGUUUAAGAUGUAUUAUUUGCCUGUCAUCUGUCCGCAGUAUAACAGCAAGAAUUCAUUGUAUAAACCGAAUUUAGAACUGCCAGUCCAACACAACAUACUAGACGACGACUACGUUCUGUGCCGCGUGAUCCUCAUCAAAUGGGUGGCCAACUACGCCCACUACCUCAAGAAGACCGGCAGCGAUGGCGGCCAACCGUCGUCUAUGACCAGCACAGGGUCGCACGUGCCGCAUUCAAACACACCAACGCCGGCAACGUCGUUGCAUCAUGAGGAAGAAACGUCGUUCACUGUGGGACAACCCUCGGACUCUAGCAGGGCUUCCUCUCAUGACUCUGCCUCCAAUACGCCGCAUCCUAGCUUGGAACCAGAAACAACUGCUAUGACCAGCACAGGGUCGCACGUGCCGCAUUCAAACACACCGACGCCGGCAACGUCGUUGCAUCAUGAGGAGGAAACGUCGUUCACUGUGGGACAACCCUCGGACUCUAGCAGGGCUUCCUCUCAUGACUCUGCCUCCAAUACGCCGCAUCCUAGCUUGGAACCAGGUUGCCCAGCAGAAGAACUCUGCAGUUCUGCCGUAGUCCGCGACGUGCUGUGUGGGUGGUCGCGCGAACACGUCGACUUCACAAUUGAAGUGCUGCGCCAAGCUUUCCUGUUGCCGUUCGCUCACGCCGGGGCCGCGCGCCGGGUCAUAGCACUUUAUAAGGACUGGAUACAGAUGAACGUGAGUUUAUAUGAACCUUAUCUAGUUGUAAUAAAGUCGUUCAUAGUUGAAGUGCUGCGCCAAGCUUUUCUGUUGCCGUUCGCUCAUGCCGGAGCCGCGCGCCGUGUCAUCGCACUUUAUAAGGACUGGAUACAGAUGAAUGUAUCUGAGAUCCCGCCAUUCCUGCUAGAGAACACGUAUGAGCCGAACGAGCCCGCAGCGCCGCCGCGGCGGCUCCGGAACGACUCGUACCUCGGCGCCGUGGGGCGAGAUAAUGUUAUGGUGCGCGCUGGCCUUCAAAACGUUCUACAAGUAUUCAUGACGCAAGCGGCCAACGUGUUCCUAGCGAGUUCCUCGCCAGUGGCGCCGCCUGGCGGUCUGGGGCAGCAACAGCUGCUGGAAGAGCAGACGGACACGUGCAAGCGAGUGCUCAACAUCUACCGCUACAUGGUCAUGCACGUCGCCAUGGACGCCGGCUCGUGGGAACAACUAUUGCUGGUAUUGCUUCAAAUAACGUCGCUUGUACUUACCAAAGUACCACCAAAGAGAAAACAAGAAUCGCUGGGUGGAUUUUUGGCACCAGCGUUGUUCCAAACGCUAAUAGUAACGUGGAUAAAAGCGAAUUUAAACGUGUCAGUUAAACCGGAGCUGUGGCAGAACUUCAUGGAGCUACUUAGCAGGUUAACGCACUGGGAGGAGUUAAUUACAGAAUGGGCGAAAACAAUGGAAACCCUAACCCGCGUGCUAGCCCGGCACGUGUACUCGCUGGACCUGUCGGAGAGUACCGACCCGCGCGGGCGGGGGCGGGACGCGCGGGAGGGGCGGGGCGAGCGCCGCGCCGCGCCCGCCGUCGCGCCGCACCGCCAGCCGCCGCCGCCGCAGCAGCCCGAGGGACGACCGCUCGGCAAAUCACCAAAGCUGUCGGCGGGGGCGACUAGGCGAUUGGAAACGGGCGCGCGGCGGCUCACGCGGGCGCGCUCCGACCCGCACCUGCACAAGCACGCGCCUGCCCUCACACACACAGCAGAAGAAACCAAAGAACCAGCCAGCAACAACAAACCCCGGAGAUGGUACUCGCUUGACUCGCUGCGCCACUCGUCGCAACACGAGGAGAGAGACUCCGCUAGUGAAUCUCGGUCCCCGUCGCCAGCUCCGUCGAGCGGCGUCGAAAGCAGUUCGAUCAAGGAUUCGCCGCUGCAGAUAGAUUUGGCGUCAGAUGGCGGGAAUGUUGAGUGGUCAGAAAACGAAACGUCAGACAGCUUGGCCGGGUCGGCGGGCGUCGGCGUGGUGAUGGGCGGCGGCGCCCGCGGCUGGCUGCCCGACGUCGCGGCCGUCAUGUGGCGCCGCAUGCUGGCCGCGCUGGGCGACCCCAACCUGCUGCGCGACCCGCACGCGCACAAGAACCUCUACAAGUACCUCAUACACCUCAACACUACUCUACUCAAGGUAAAAAUCACGAAGUUGUCCAAGUGUCGGUGUCUGUGCGUGUUGUUUGUGAGAUUGUACGAAGUGUUGUCCAACUCUAAAGUGUUUAAAGACUGCCAAUGCGAAAGAAGAAGCGGAAAAAGGAGGCUUCUGAGGAGGCUCCGGAAAAAGAUAAGCCAAAACCAGACGCUAAAUGGCAACACGGAGAUCCAUGUGCCUUUUAACCUGGUGGCUGGAUGGUGCCUCGAGGCAGAGGCUUUGCCGCCUUCGCACAGGGCUGGCAAACUCCUGGCGCUACGAUUAUUGUGCGAGAGCACGCAAGCGCAGGCGCAGGGCCCGGGCGCGCCGUCGUCGUGCAACAACCGGCUGCAUCUCGCACACCUGCAUCUGUACCAGCGCGCGCUCCACCAUGGGCUGACGGGCGAGGACCGCUCCGUGGUCGACGUGCUGGUCGAGUACGCCGCGCCGCGCUACCUCUCCCUGGCUCUUGACGGCUACUCGCUGCUGCUGCUCGACUUCGUGCACGCGUCCACGGUCGUGCUCAACUCCUCUGACAUGGGGCCCACGUGUCCGCGAACAGCGGCGGUGACGUUCCUCGGCUCGCUGCUCGCGCUACCCGACUCCCUGAUGAACGCGCCCAUGUUACAACCGUACCCCCACCAAUACAACACCGUCUCAUGUCCUGAUCUCAAGGAACACGUGCUAAACAUAGUGGUCCGCGUGUGCCGGCGGGAAGGCGCCGCCGCGGCGCGCUGCUGCGGCGCCUGCGCGCUGACCGCUCACGUGUGCCGCCUGCUGGCCACCAGGCAGCACUGCCCGCGCCUGCCCUCCAUCGUCACCUGCCUGCUGCAGAUGCUGAUGGUGAGUUCUAUCACGAUCUACAUGGCCGAGCUGACCGCUCACGUGUGCCGCCUGCUGGCCACCAGGCAGUACUGCCCGCGCCUGCCUUCCAUCGUCACCUGCCUGCUGCAGAUGCUGAUGCUGACCGCUCACGUGUGCCGCCUGCUGGCCACCAGGCAGCACUGCCCGCGCCUGCCUUCCAUCGUCACCUGCCUGCUGCAGAUGCUGAUGAUGAAAAACAAGCACAUCGCGAAAGUGGUCAGCGACUGCGUACUGGUGUUAGCCGACUACACGGACCGCAUCGUUGAAAUGUACCCGGGGCUCGCUGGUAAAAUAAUAAAGUGGAUCUGCGCGUGCUUGGCCCAACUGGCGAGCAGCAGCGGCCGCGAUUCAGUGAAGCCUCUAGCUGGCUCGCUGCUCUUAUGCCUCGCCGAGUUCGCCGUGCGGUGUGGCCCCACGUAUCUCAUGCAGGAAAAAGAGGGAGACCAGACGCUCUUACUUAUCAUAUUCAAGGUAAGAAGCGGCCGCGAUUCAGUGAAGCCCCUAGCUGGCUCGCUGCUCUUAUGUCUCGCAGAGUUCGCCGUGCGGUGUGGCCCCACGUAUCUCAUGCAGGAAAAAGAGGGAGACCAGACGCUGUUGCUUAUUAUAUUCAAGGUAAGGAGCGGCCGCGAUUCAGUGAAGCCUCUAGCUGGCUCGCUGCUCUUAUGCCUGGCCGAGUUCGCCGUGCGGUGUGGCCCCACGUAUCUCAUGCAGGAAAAAGAGGGAGACCAGACGCUGUUGCUUAUUAUAUUCAAGGUGCUAUACGCCGUGAUGCGAGGAACCAACACCGAAAUAGAAGGUCUAUCGUUACCCGUGGACGAGGACUUUGACCCUAAUAUUCAGCCUGGGCAAGACAAUCUAGGCCAGAAAACCGCUCCUGCUUCCACCAUAGAUGUGAAGCUAUGGGCGCAGACGAUCUGCACGCAGCUAGUGCUGUUCCUCGGGCACUGGCCCCUGUGGAGCAGCUGCCAGCUGUCGUGCGGCGUGGGCGAGCAGCACGACAGCUCGCCGCCGCUGGGGCCCGAGCUGGGCGCCGGCGUGCUGUCCGCGCCGCACGUGCUGCUGCUGCGGCUCAGCGACGCCACGCUCGCCUCGCUGGUGGAGCUGCCGGCGCUGCCGCCGCCGCCGCCCGCGCCAGGUCUAGCGACAUCAGAUAGGCAGGUGCGCGUGUUGCUCCGCGACAUCGCGGGGAAGGCGUGCUGGGACGCCUCCGCGUUGUACUACGAUCCCUCCUACUGCGCGGAACAGGAGCCCGAACCGUUGGCUUUACCUGAGAGCGUGGAGAGUCCGCGAGAUAACACGCUGUCGUCAUUGCCGCCGCCGCUACCGCCAGAUCUGCUGCCAGACUACCAAAAUUGUCCGCCAGAUAAACACCAGUUGGAUCAUGUUUUGGCGUACAUCGGUCACACAUCACCAGAAGUAGUAGACGGUAGAAGGCUGGACGAGGCCGGGCCAUCCCCGCUGCCUCCAGGAGCCGAGGACGAGCUGGUGGCCGCGCUGGUCGCGCACCGGAACGCCGAGCGGCACUACCUCGCCUCUAGAGACAGUGACGAGGAACUAGAAAUACCGGAGAGAACCGACAGCGGGUCAGCAGGCCCGUUCUCGCAGUGCCGGCUGUUACUGGCGCAGCUGGGCACUCUGGCGCCGUCGCGGCGCGCGCACGCGCAACUUCUGCGCCGCUCCGAGCGCCUGCUGCGAGAACUAAGGAACUUGGACGCGCAGAGAUGUCGAGAGACUCACAAAGUGGCGGUGAUCUACGUGGGCAAAGGGCAGGAGACGCGCAACGAAAUCCUGUCCAACCGCUGCGGCAGCCCCGCCUACGAGGCUUUCCUGGCUGCCUUGGCGUGGGAGGUGGAGCUGGAGAGCCACUUGGGGUUCUCGGGCGGGCUGCGCGGCGGCGGCGGCGCCACGGCGCCCUACUUGGCCACGCUCACGCUCGAGGCGCUGUUCCACGUCGCCACGCGCAUGCCCGCAGACACGCCCGACGCCAUCCUCAACAAGACCCGGCACCUCGGCAACGACGAGGUCCACGUGGUGUGGAGCGAGCACUGGCGCGCGUACAAGAGAGACACGCUGCCCACCCAGUUCUGCGACGUGCUGAUCGUGCUGUACCCGCUGUCGGCCGGGCUGCUGCGGGUCACCGUCUCGAGGAAGCCUUCCGUGGGCGUGUUCGGCCCGCUGUGGGAGGAAGGCAUCGUGAGCGUGGAGUGCUGCGCGGCGCUGGUGCGCGCCGCCGCCACCGCGGGCGGCCGCGCCGUGCGCGCCACCAUGCCGCUCUACCAGCACGCUUAUUCUGAGCGAGCGAGAAGCUUGCAGCAACUAGUGCAACACCACACGCAGCCGGCUACGUUCGAGCACUUUGUUGAGCGCGUGCGGGAACCCGUGCCCGCUGUCACACAGCCCCAAGGUGGCGACACCGCGGGCGGCCGCGCCGUGCGCGCCACCAUGCCGCUCUACCAGCACGCUUAUUCUGAGCGAGCGAGAAGCUUGCAGCAACUAGUGCAGCACCACACGCAGCCGGCUACGUUCGAGCACUUCGUGGAGCGCGUGCGGGAACCCGUGCCCGCUGUCACACAGCCCCAAGAACAAAGCACCGGUCGACUAGCGGCAGCGCUUCUCGACGCGGGCGCGGCGGCAGCGGCGUGGGGCGGGGGCGGGGGGGACGCGCUCUCCGUGUCGCCGCGCGCCGGCAAGCGGCUCGGGGGGUUCCGCCGCCCGCCACACCCCCCGCCCGCUGAACCCCCGCACCUCCCCGCGCCCGCACCCGCGCCCGCGCCCAGGAGGCACCGGUGA